This is a messenger RNA of Adineta steineri, 354 nucleotides long. The record is from the annotation of a GenBank genome assembly. Lineage: Eukaryota; Metazoa; Rotifera; Eurotatoria; Adinetida; Adinetidae.
AUGACACAACGAAACUGUACCCAAUUUCGGAUGAAAAAACCCGAUGAACUUGAAAAUGAAUUAAACAAUUUACAACAGGAAUUAAAUAUUUUAAAACUUGGUACAAAUAAUUCAAAUAAAAUUGAAAACAUUCAAAAAUCUAUAGUACAUAUACGUAUUGUUCAAAAUCAAACAAUAAAAGAUAAUUUAAGAAAUUUUUAUCAAGGAGAAAAACAUAAACCAAAAGAUUUACGACCUAAACAAACACGAGCAAUACGACGAGAAUUAACAUCAAAUGAAAAAUCAAUUCAAUUAAAGAAAAUACAAAGAAAAAAUAGCAGUUUUCCACAACGUACAUUUGCGAUUAAAGAUUAA